This is a messenger RNA of Dalotia coriaria, 4610 nucleotides long. Its product is annotated as serine/threonine-protein phosphatase 2B catalytic subunit 3-like. The coding region runs from base 156 to 1685 and encodes 509 amino acids. Gene Ontology annotation, cellular component: calcineurin complex; cytoplasm. Lineage: Eukaryota; Metazoa; Arthropoda; Insecta; Coleoptera; Staphylinidae. The record is from RefSeq and is a predicted model, not a curated record. The transcript is spliced from 13 exons. Gene Ontology annotation, biological process: calcineurin-mediated signaling. Gene Ontology annotation, molecular function: calmodulin binding; calmodulin-dependent protein phosphatase activity.
GAUUCGACGCGAGUCUCCUGCGCGCAGCUAGCUCUGGCUGGGUCGCGCUGCUCGCUCCAUCUUGAGUAGAAUAUUAGCUUGUGAACGGUGUGUAUAUAAUUGUGCGUUAAAAAUCCAAUGUUUAUAGUUUAAAGUGUCUAGUAAUAAUUCAAGAAAUGUCUUCGAAUAACUCUCAGAAGCUAUCGACCACGCAACGCAUGAUAACAGCCGUUCCCUUUCCAAUAAGCCAUAAGUUAACCAUAGCCGAAGUAUUCGAUGCGCGGACGGGCAAGCCGCGGCCGGAUACGCUCAAACAGCAUUUUAUCUUGGAAGGUCGAAUCGAUGAAUCGGCCGCACUCAAGAUCAUCAAUGAAGGUGCUAAUCUUCUGAAGUCGGAAAAGACUAUGAUCGAUAUCGAAGCUCCGGUUACAGUAUGCGGGGAUAUUCACGGACAGUUUUAUGACCUCAUGAAAUUAUUCGAAGUCGGGGGUCCUCCAUCUAGUACAAAAUACCUAUUUCUCGGUGAUUAUGUGGAUAGAGGAUAUUUUAGUAUAGAGUGCGUGCUGUACCUGUGGGCGCUUAAGCUUUGUCACCCAACGACGCUGUUCCUUCUUCGUGGCAAUCACGAAUGUCGUCACCUUACAGAAUAUUUUACAUUCAAACAAGAAUGUAAAAUUAAAUAUUCAGAGCGGGUAUAUGACGCGUGUAUGGACGCUUUCGACUGCCUGCCCCUCGCAGCCCUAAUGAACCAGCAAUUUCUUUGUGUUCACGGCGGACUCUCACCAGAAAUACAUAAUUUAGAUGAUAUUCGAAAGUUAGACAGAUUUAAGGAACCGCCGGCGUUCGGUCCAAUGUGUGAUCUUCUCUGGUCAGAUCCUCUUGAGGAUUUUGGCAACGAAAAUAACGCGGAACACUUCUCAAACAACACCGUAAGAGGCUGCUCAUAUUUUUACAGCUACGCUGCCUGUUGCGACUUCCUACAAAAUAAUAAUUUAUUAUCAAUAAUUAGGGCGCACGAAGCACAAGAUGCCGGUUACCGAAUGUACAGGAAAAGUCAAACCACUGGUUUCCCAUCACUCAUAACAAUAUUCUCCGCACCUAACUAUUUGGAUGUCUAUAAUAACAAGGCAGCCGUGCUGAAAUACGAGAACAAUGUGAUGAACAUUCGUCAGUUCAACUGUUCGCCGCAUCCAUACUGGCUGCCAAAUUUCAUGGACGUCUUCACGUGGUCGUUGCCAUUCGUGGGCGAGAAAGUCACGGAAAUGCUCGUCAAUGUACUCAACAUUUGCUCGGAUGACGAGUUGGUCUCCGAGGGUGACGAUGCUCUUGAAGAAGCGAAACAGGCAAAAAUUGUUAUUAAAAAACCUGCAAAUCUGCGAAAAGAAGUUAUCCGUAACAAGAUCAGGGCUAUUGGCAAGAUGGCUCGAGUAUUCUCCGUUUUGAGGGAGGAGAGCGAAUCUGUACUUCAGCUUAAAGGUCUGACACCGACCGGCGCUUUGCCCCUGGGCGCUCUAUCAGGCGGCAAGACUAGUCUAAAGAAUGCUUUGCAAGGUUUCUCGCCGAACCACAAGAUCACGAGCUUCGCCGAGGCGAAAGGUUUGGACGCCAUCAACGAGCGCAUGCCGCCCCGAAAGGACGCUCCCUUAUCUCCUGCUGACGAAGCGCCACAGGACCAUAAUCACACCCAGUCUAACGCGCACUCGUGAGCUGAACUUAACUAGAUGCAGCAUCGCAUUGUCGUCCACAGUUGAGCAACCAUUUCGACAAUUGUAAGUGCAUUUCCAAGCCCGACAUAUGAACUUGUCAUCCGUAGCGAUUGCAUGCAGCAAUCGGUAAUUCGGCUAGAUGUAAUAAUAUUAACUUAUUUUCCGGUUGCCUCUCGUCAACUUUACUUUCUGGCAGCGAAAAUUGUUGAGUGAGCUGCUCGAUGCGGUCGUCCGUUCACCAAAAAAACCACUCCCUCUACUCUACAUGUUAUUAUUAAUAUACUUAAUACAUAAAUUGAAAAAAAAAACAAAAACAAUUCAUCUUAAAAUAAUUAGGCUUCUAGGCGACGUUUAAUUAACAUUAUACAUAAAAAAACUAUUAAAUGAACGCAAAGCAAAAGUAACGUUGCGAAAAAGCAAGACAACAUUUAACAGCGGGGACGGCAGGCUCGUCACACAAGUAACACUUUAUUUAUCUUUGUGUCAAGAUGAUAUAUAACAGCAAAUAUCUAUUGAUAUAUGAAAUGCAUUACACGCAUAUGCAUUAACUAUUAUACUGACGUCUGAUCGACCACAAAACAAAAAACAUCUUUCUUCAAGUAGCUGGUCUGCUUUCUUUCCUUCCCGAUGAUAAUAUAUACAUAUAGUAAUAUAAAUUGCAAACAAACAAAAAUUUCAAGUGUGUACUAUAUUAUUAUACUUAUUAUUAAUGAUAAUUAAAAUAUAUCGAACUUAAUGAAAUAUCUUCUUCGAUGAAAUCCCACGACUGACAAUCAAUCAAUAUUAUCAGCAUUAACGUAGGUGUACUCACGUUCUCUGAGAAGUCGUUUCGACGCAACACGCUGUAUCUUUAAUGUGAACGCGCAAUUGUUCUUUAUUAAUAAAUUUUGGUGUUAAUAUCGGAUCAUUGACGGAGCGCAACCAUCAAGAGUAUAAAAUAUUCAAUGCAUUCACUGAGAGAAACGAUGAUUAUUGGCUGAUUGUGCAGUCGUAGGGAUGAUUGUUCGUAAAACAGGACUUCUUUAACAUAUUUAACGUUAUUAAAUGAUAAGCAAACAAAAAUAAAUAAGACGGUUACAAUGCACGAGUGAUAAAAAAAGCGUGCCAUACCACUUAAUCUAUUAUACAUAUUAUACAUAAACACGAUUAAAAUGUCGACGUGUACGUCACAUUCAUUGUUAUUAAAUAUCAUUAUCAUUACAUGAUACCAUCCUAUCUUAUACACAUUGAUACACACUCUUCUCAUGCGCCACUUCAUCCAUCCACAUUAGCCACAUUCUCAUCCUUAUAUCGUCUUAUUACGUCAUGCAACACUUAAUUAUAUUUAAAGAAAAACAAACCAUAAUGAAAAUCUAUAUUAUAAAGUACUAAUGAAAUGCAUAUUCAUUCAUGCAUUAUUUAUGAUAAAAAUACAAACGUGAAAAAGCUAAGAAAAAAAUGCAAAUCACAUUUUUUGUCUGUGUGUGUUAAAAUUAAUUUAAAUAUACAUUAAAUUUAUAAAAGUAAAACUAUAUGAAUAAGAUUAUGAAGAAAUGAACUUAUUAAUUAAUUAUCUACUAAUGAAAUUAAACAAACAACCAUUGGAUUAAACUUAAUGAAAACUUUAAGAAAAUGGAUAAAUGGAUAUUGCUAAUAAUAAUAAUGAAAUAUAAUUCGUAAUUAUAAUAAACGAUUAAAAAUGACAUGAAAAGAUGGUGACGACUCUGAUCACAAUGAUAAGAUGUCAAUGUUGACAACAAACGAAUAGCAAAUGCAUACAUAUUCCACAGUUCUUUUUCACUCUCGACUCUCUCCUCUCGUUGCCUAGCCUAUCUAUUCAAUUCGAGCGAUUACAUUACGUUAUGAGACACACAAGGAAGACACAAACCUUGAAUAGCUUUAUCAGAAUUGCCGAUAUUGAAUGAACGAGAGCUGGUGAAACAAAUCGAGUCUCUCCCUCUGUUUAACUAUAUCAAACUAUCUACAUAUACUUAAUUCAUUAAGCGUUAUCUAUUCAUAUAUUGAAUUAAAUAUAAUAAUUAAUGAUACCUUAAAUAACACAUCUUUGUUACUACGUGCUGUACUUAUAUUUUUUCAUUGUACAAAAUGCAAUUAAGCAAACCGAGUAAUAGUUAAAGAUUAACAAUGACAAAAUGAAAUUAUGAUAAGAUGGUUGAUGAUUGAAUUGUGUUAUGUACAUUUUUAAAUGGUUAUUGUUUAUUUAUAAAUUUGUUUUUUCUUUCUUUAUACUCAAAAUAUCAAUUACCGUUCAACUUGAUCCUUACGAUACAAAUAAUUCUAUUCAAUGUGUAAAUUAUGUCGAUUUAAUUGGAAAUAAAAUGUUGAUUUCAAUGUUUGUUUGUAGUUGUUCAAUGACAUGUGUUUGUGUUUUACGUUUGCGUUGGAUCUUGAAAUCUUUAUUUCUGUUAAUAUUUAUUUUAUUUAUUUAGCUUAGUUUACAUAUUAUUGCGGUAGUUAGGCGAAUACUUAUUGUAUGCGGUUAAUAUUUAUUUUGUUUUUUGUACGAUUAUUGAGCGAUAUGUGUUUUGAUUCAUGUGGAAUUGAUAUUUUGAGUAAAAUCAAUUCGAAACUUUAAGUAAGCGUUUAUUUGCGUGAAUGUGUUGCCUCUUGAUGAUUUUGUUUAGUGUACUGCGUGUCUGUUACGAAUUGUUUUUCAUCUAAACCGAUUUAAAAAGGACUUGAAUAAAUCAAAUAAAUAAUGCAAAACUUAACGAAAUAUACACUAAUAUUUUAAGUUAUGCUACGACUUUGAAACUCCCCGAAUUAAAAAGGACAUAAGCGUAAGGAGGGCAAUACACACAAUAAACAAACAAGAAACAACUAAUUAUUGUAACAUUUAUCUAUUACACUUAUUACUCUCUACAAUUUAUUAUGGUUAUUAUGGAAAUUCUGUAAAUUGAUUCUAUAAUAUAUUCAUGAAAAUUA